CGAAGCGCUCGAGCGCUACUGACUGAAUUUCCGAGAGCUUCAGAUAACAGAUAAUGUAACCUUUUAUUCAACUUCGGAGUGGUAAAACUUGUUUUUUGUGAAUUUGCUUCAGAACACACCCAACAUGACAGCCAUUCAGUUUCCCUCAAAAAGAAAGUUGCCUCAGCCUCGCAAUUAUAAAGUUGUUCUUCAGGAGGACGAGCCAAGGAAGGUGACUCCAUCUGUUUACACCCAGGAGAUGUUGCAGUCUACAGAGGAGCGUUUGGCUAACACCAAGGAGGUGCACCCGCCCCGCAUCCUGGAACUGCUCGACAUGAGCGUGACUACGCAUCACAAAUCAUCCUUGGUGGAUAUGGAUCAGCCGCUUUUACAGCCCUACCCAUCUGAGCUGGUAUUUCAGAACUUCAUUCCACCAGAGACCUACAAGUUGCGUCUACUUCUCUUCAACAAUGACAAGGUUCCACGACAAGUGAAGCUGGAACUGCAGGACUCAGAGUAUUUCAGUGUGGACAGCCCAAAGGGUGCAGGUAGCAAGGUUGCACCAGGAAUGUCUGCUACUUUCACUGUCUGCUUCACCCCGCAGGAGAAAAAGGACUACCACCACAGACUGAUUUUUGUGACAGAGAGAGAACGGUUUGAGGUCCCGAUCCGUGCCAUCGGUCCGCGUGCCGUUCUUGACUUUCGUGAUGAGUUCCAUAUACCCGCCUGUCCGGUGAAAGCCUCCACAGAGAAGACUCACCUAGUCCGCAACGUAGGAAACAGCAAGGCCAAGUUCACGCUUCACACACAGAGGCCUUUCUCAGUGACUCCCUCCUCUGGGACUCUUGGUGUAGGCGAGAGCAUGCAGGUGACUGUGAAUUUCAACCCCAUGACCAUAGGAGACCAUAGCCAGGACCUGCUUCUGCACUACCACACUGGUGAAGAUGUGUACAUCAGCUUGUAUGGUACUUGUGAGGAACUGAAUGUCUAUCUUGAGCCUGAUCCUGUCCUGUUGAAGAAGACUUACAUUUCCCUAGCCACCGCACAUACAGUGUCACUCACCAACACGAGUGAUAUCACUCUCCAGUACUGUUGGACGACGUGGCCCAGCCUGAAAGAGGAGGCCCUGAGCUUAUUGAGGGAGAGCUCAGUGUUCCAGCAAGAGGAGAAGGAGCAGUUGCGUUUUCAAUGUGAGUCCAACCCGACAGCGAUCCAUAGCCACCCGCUGCUGUCCAGAGCCCUGCAGGAACGCAGAAGACAGGCUGUGAAGGACCACAUCCUGGCCCUCUCACACAGCUGCAUAACUGUGGAACCAGCGGAGGGUGAAAUAUGGCCCAACACCACAGCACAGUUCAUCAUUGUCUUCAAGCCUGAGGAGGCCAAACUGUACCAGCAAACCAUACAUUGUGAUGUCACAGGCCGUGAAUCUCAUUUACCUCUCACAAUAAAGGGUGAGGGCAUGGGACCUAAGCUCCAGCUCAAUACUAACUUGAUGAACAUGAAAGAGGUAUUCAUUGGUGACAAAGACUGCUUUGAGGUGCAGCUGUCCAACAAAGGGCUGAUUGAUGCCCCUUUCACACUGUCAAGCCCUAACACCGCUUUCGGACGUUGUUUCUCCUUCAGUCCCGAGGAAGGUGUUGUUCCCCCCGGGGCCUGCCAGAUUGUGGAAGUCACCUUCCACAGUCGCAUCUUAGGAACUUUCUCUGAGGACUUGCUGCUGACUGUCACAGGACAGCCUGAACCCCUUACCUUGACCUUCAGGGGUUGUGUCAUUGGUCCCACAUUCCACUUCAAUGUUUCAGAGUUCAAUUUUGGAGAUGUAGCCUUUGGUUUCCCAGCAACAUUGAUUUGUUCCCUCUUCAACACCUCCUACGUGCCUAUGACCUUUGCCCUGCGUGUCCUGGGAGACGGGUUAGGGUCUCCGAGUAUGACUUGUACACAGGUGUCUGACUUUUCCAGGAACACUUGGCAAGACAGUGCUACUAGAGACCUUCAUGCACGGCCUGCUGAGUUCACUAUCAGCCCUGCUGCGGGCACUGUGCGUUCCAUGUGCGAUGUCCCUAUAAAGGUGACGCUGUGCUCCAACACGGUCAAGAGAUACAGGCUGGGGCUGGUGGUGGAUGUUGAGGGUGUCGGGGAGGAGAUCAUGACUCUGCCUAUCAAUGCCAGGUGUGUUGUUCCUGAUAUUGCGCUGGAGACUCCAGUGUUGGACUUUAAAAGGUGUUUCCUCAAUAACCCAUAUGAACAGAAAGUGCGGUUGAUCAACUCCAGCUCUCUGCCUGCCUUCUACGGCUUGCUUGACCAGGAACAUGAGGAGAGUCCAUCACUACGCUGUGGUAGUUCCAUACCCAGAGGAGUGAUACUUCCUCGCAGUUCAGAGGAGCUCCCUGUGUGUCUGCUUGCUAAGGCUGUUGGAAGGCUGAAUCACACUUUACGCAUUGCUGUGUUUGGCAGUGUUAAGCCGCCUUUGGAGGUGGUCUUGUCAUGUAUUGGCCAGGGACCAAUAGUUCAUGUCCAGAGCCCACAGAUGGACUUUGGCAAAAUCUGGGUUCUGACAGACAGUACUAAAACCCUGCACCUGUCAAACCAGUCACCUGUUACAGCCUACUUUACCACUCGCAUGAGCCACAGAAAAUCCUUUUUCCGUGUUGAGCCCAGUGAGGGUGAAGUGCCACCAGAGAGCCAGAUGGAGCUUAGGGUAGUGGCACACCUGAACGACACGCUUCACUUCCAGGACAGCCUGGAAGUAUCCAUCCAGGACAGUCAAACACACACUGUCCCUGUGUCUGCCACAGGCACUGGUACCACAAUUGUCAGUGACAAGCCUUUUGCUCCCAGCCUUGAGCUUGGCACAUACUUCAGCCAUGGGUCGUGCCAGUACCACUUCAAGCUGACCAACCAUGGCCAGCGAGUACACCGGUUGUACUGGAAGACUGAUGGCUUCCUGCCCUCCACAAAAACCAGCAAGGGGAGAAAUUUACCUGGCAGAACCAUCCUGCCCCCCAUCUCUGCUCCCGGGAAGAAGGAGAUUCUGGGCCGGGGAUCUUUGCUCUCCUCUAGCAGAGAGAAGCCGGUGUUCAGCCUCAACCCUUCUCGUGUGGAGCUUUUCCCAGGCUCUUCCGUUGACAUGGUGCUGCAGGGAUCUUCAGACUCCCCCAAGGUUGUUGGGGAGAGUCUGGUGUGCCAUGCCAUUGUGGGUCGCCAAGGCUGUUAUGAACACAUCAUGUCUGUAGAUGUUACCUGUCGCUUUGUGGAUCCUGUGCUCAGCAUUUCCUCCAAGCAGCUGAACUUCCACAUAGAGAAGGUCCCAGGAAAGAUUUUAAAGCCCCUAUAUGAGAAGCUAAUCUUGACGAAUGUGUCAUCACUGUCUCUGUCCAUGGAGCUCUCUCUUAUAGAGCCGUUCUCUCUGUGUGAGGCCCCCGGAACCCAUAGCUCAGCUACUACUAAGUCCAUGAUUUUAGGUGAUGGAAGGAAGGCUGAGUUGUGGGUAUGCUUUAAUCCAGCUUACUGUCAGGAUCAGGUGUCACGAGUUGUGGAUGAGUUCCUUGAGGUCCACUACCAUGGACAUCCACAGCAAGACAUGGUGAAGCUGCAUGCUGAGGUCCACUUCCCCAACCUGCACUUCUCCUCCACCACAGUAGAUUUUAGCUGUGUGCUCAACUGCACAGAGACUCGUAGACAAAUCUUGAUUACCAACGGCUCCCUGCUGCCUGUGUCCUACCACUGGGUUUUCCUAGAGGACCAGAGCCACUCUACCAUCAGAGAGACAAAGAUGCUUAAGGCGGAGGAAGAGCCGAGAAAUCCUGAAAAUGAGACUGAAGAAGGGUUGAGUUCCUCUAGACCGGCGUCUCCUUCCUUUUUAUUUCCUGUCAGUGCCACAGCUGGUGCAGAUGAAGAGAGUAGCACGCAGAGCCAUGUGGGAGUAGAACAGGUGUUUGAUAUCUUGCCGAUUUACGGUCAUCUGCAACCUGGGGACCAGCAGCAGGUCACAUUCUCUUUUUACGGGCAUGAAAAUGUCAGCAGAGAGGUGGUGGCUCAGUGCCUUGUAGAGGAGGGGCCUACAUACGAAAUCAAACUCAGAGGAGAAGCGUCAGUCCUCAGCUACAGCCUUGACUCAACCCAUAUCGACUUUGGUCUGCAGCUGUUUGAUCAUGAAGGGGAAGCUGAGGUGACACUGAGAAAUACAGGCAAGUUGGGCUUCAAGUUUUUCUUCAUGGACCCUCAGCAGGAGGAUGAAGAGUCAGAGGCAUGGCAGCAAGUACCCAAAGUCAGACCUGGCCAGCCUGUGGUUAUCCCCACCAUGGGUUACAUUGAUGCUGGUGCGGAGCAAUGUCUCCGUGUGAUCUACCUCCCAGGCAUCCCAGGGGUGUUUGAGAAGAAACUGCAACUGCAGUUGGCUUUCCUGCCACCGCAGGACAUCACUCUAACUGGAGAGGGAGUGUUCCCAAGGAUCCGCCUGAACUUGCCACAAACCCUAUCGGAGGAGUGCUACAGUGAUGUGGUGCAGAAGGCAAAAACAGCUGUAGAGGCAGACAGAGUAAGAAUGGAGUUCAUGACUGGAUUUACCACUGGUGGAGGAGCAACAACAGAAGCCAACCACACGCUCACCUAUGAAGAACUGCUUCACAUGGAGAUAGAGAACAUUUUGGUCAAAGAGAAUGCGCUGGCUCUGACCGGCAGCCUGCUGGAGCUCAGUGACUCGCAAGGUUCCUUCAGAAAGUGGCACAAACUUAGCAAGUUCCUGCUCCCAGAGUAUGUUUUGGAUUUUGGUGAUGUUAUUCCAGGCAAAGUCCUCAGUCACACUGUAAAUGUCACCAAUACUGGGUCAGUGGCUGUGUCCUUCCAUGCCAAUUGCAAACCUCUAGCUGGAACAGGAUUCGGUGCAGAAUUUGAAAGAGUCAAAAACCUGCCAUGUGGUGAGAUGCAGACUUUCACAGUUAAAUUUGAUCCCCAAGGAGCCAACCUGAAGAAGGGGGGCAUAGGUGUUGUCAUGCCAAUACAGGUCACAGGUGGCCCAAUGAUCCAGGUGCGGCUGUGUGCAGUGGUGACUUUGCCGGCCAUCACUGUUUCCACGGAUACACUGCAGUUUGACACUGUGCAGUGUAGUAUGUGUCAGAUAAGGACAAUACAGCUGUCGAAUCACGAGUCUGUGCCCUGCCACUGGAGCUUAGCUGGAGAGGUGAAGCCUGUUAUAAAGGUAGAUAAGUUCCUGCCUCUCUACCAGCGUAAAAAGGUCUUGCAAGAGCAGCAACCACAUCCAGUGGUGUUUGAGAUGAUUCCCAGCUCUGGCAUGCUGUCCCCUGGUGAACUAGUCAAUGUCCAGAUAAAGUUCAGCCCUGCUGAAGGGCAUGCUUAUAGCAGGCAGCUCGUGGUGUGUGUUGCUGAGAGCACCCAGCAGGUGUUCAUCACAGCCCAGGGACAGGGUGAAGAGCCACAACUCAAGUUCUGCCCAUCUGUUCUGGAGCUGGGGCCUUGCCUGCCCCUCAGCACUGAGGUUGAAGCUGAGGUCACCGUCAAAAACCCCUGUUCUUUCCCCAUUGAGUUCUACUCCCUGGAGUUGGACACACAGUAUCUCGAGGAAGAAAAGAUCCUGCGUCUGAUGCAGGGUUAUGAUGAGAACAACAUAUUACUGCUGCCUCCCAGGGCCCCUGGAGAAAGUCUUCCAGAAGAACUACUUGAUCACUACAAGGAGUACUGCUCCCAGCUGGAAGAUGAUGCAGAGCUGAAGGCAGGUUUGGAUGAAGAAGAAGGUGGGACAGGUGAGACACAAGGGGAAGAAAAGAGGCAAAACGAUGCCAACCAACCAGGCAGCCAAGAGGAAGAAAUACAGACUAUAAGUGUGAAACCAGCUGAAUUAUACGUUUCGGAGAUGACAAAAGAGGGUAGCAGUCGGAGACUGGGGCAGCUAGAGAUGACCCCCGUCUCCAGGGCAAUUGCUCGCCACAUGUGUGUUGACCUGUCACCAGAGGGUCUGGCUGCACGCAACCGAAGAGGCAUUGCUAUUAUUGUAUAUGGAGCCCCACUGACAGGUACGAGCAGCACAGCGGCUGCUCUGGCGCAUCACUACAGAGGGGCGUGCUUCAAUGUUGAUGCUGUGGUUACAGAUGUGCUGAAAAAUGGCACUUCGCCUGUUAGCCUGACUGCAAGACAACUCUAUGACUGUGCUGCUGCGCAAUAUGCUGAGAAGAAUGCUGAGGAGGCUGCUCAGGUCAUUGAAAAAACCACAGAACCAGGACCUGUGUCAGAUAUUGAAUCCUCAGAUCCAGCUCCAAAAUCAGCUCCAGCCUUACACAAUACUGUGGAAGUUCUUGCAAAACACAGCGAGGACAACUGCAGAAGAAAUGACUCAAAGCCUCCUCAGGAGGCAGAAAACACACAUUUUGCACUUUGCCUGGGAGGAGAUGUGACCACACUCUGCAAUAUCUUGCCUGAACAACUACUGGUUGAUAUCCUGGCAGAAAGAUUUCAGCUAAGCGAUUGUCACUAUGGCAUAGUGGUUGGCGGGCUGGAGUCUGUGUACACUCAAUCAGCGGCAAAAACACUGCAAGUUGUUCUCAAGGCCCUUAAUAACCGCAAACACAUCUAUGUAGUCAACUUGUCUGACUCCUACACUGCCCUGAAGGCACGGGAGAGAGCACAGAGAGAAGCUGAGGAGGCUCUGCAGAAAGAGAAAGCUGACAGGGAGGAGAAGUGGCUGCAGGAGCUGGAUGAGGAGGAGUAUGACGCUCUGCCAGAAGAGGAGAAAGAGCGUAUUGUCCAGCGACAUAGAGACAAGCUCAGACAGCGGAAACUCAGGGAGCAUGCUCGGCUAGUGAAAGAGCAGGAAGAAAAAAGACAACAGGAGGAGAUGAAGAGGUUAAAAGAAGAGGAGUUGAAGAAGAAGAGUAAAAAGGGUGGAAAGACGGAUACUAAAGAAGUCUCAAGGAAGAAGAGCUGGCUGGACGGAAAGCAGUCAACAGAUGCAUUGAAUGGGAGGAGGAUGUCUUCCUGUAACAACUCCAAAGAAUCACUAGUGGAUGCAAAAGAGCAACAUAAUUUAAAUGAAGUACAUCAUAACAAAGAGGCUGAAAAUGUGCAAAAGCAGACAGAAGAACCCACAGCAUUACAUGCAGAGUCUCCUCAAUCCACAGACAAGUUGGAAGGAGAAAAGUCCAAUCUAGAUGAGCUGCAUUCUCAGUUUAUUGCAUAUGAGCAGAGCCAGGAACAGGUGGAACACAUCCUGCAGCACUGGGACCGAGCACUGGGCUUGUUGCUGGUUCCAUUCCCCAAUGAGGAAACCUUGUCAGAGGAGGCCAUAACAGGGAAACAUACCCCUGUUGGCAAAAGGGGCAAGAAAGCCAGCAAGACACUGUCUCCAAUGACCAGUCAGAUGGCAGCACCAGCUGAAGCAGGCAAGGCAGGAGACAAGGUGUCUCCACAGGACAUCAUCCCUCACAUUGCGCUGAAUGUAACAGGGAAAGACUCAUAUGCCACAGAGCUGCUAAAAGGCAGCACCUUGCCUCCACUGGACGAGUUGUUGGAUGAUUUGGGUUUGGGACCCAGUGGCCCACCCAUCCCUCCUCCAACCACCUUCUCCAUGGUUCCUUUCCCCCAAAACAGGGAGCAAUCUAGCCGGGAAUUCAUCUGUAACUGUUUCACCUUCCUGGUUCCCAUGGGACUUGACAAACAGGGUGAGGAGAAAAAAGAUGCAGAGGACGAUGUACCAACAUCAGUUGUAAAGGAAGAAGCAGCAACACCUUCCAAAAGUCGCAGCAAGGGCAGCAUUAAGGAGAGUGCAGUAACAAAGGACAAGGAUAAAAGGGGCAGAGAGAGUCAGAAGAGCAAGAGACGAACACUGUUACACGUGUCCUCCACAUCUGACUGCAACGAACCAACACAACAAGACCAACACCAAGGAACCUUAGAGCAGAAACGCAACCAAAGCCUGACAACAUAUCGCUGGGUCGUACCAGCCAAAGGUGAGGUGGUUCUGAAGAUCUGGUUCUACUCAGACUCGCCAGGGAAGUUUGAACAGACAUAUAACUUUGAGCUCCUGGGGACCCAGAGACACUACCAGCUCCUCUGUAGAGGAAUUUGCACCUAUGCCUCUAUCUGCAAAGACUACAAGACUAUUUUUGCCCUCAGUAAGAAGGUGCCACAAAUGGAAGAGGAGCUCCAGAAGACUUACGUAAUCAAACCUGGAUACUUUGAGUUUGGACCAUUACUCUGUGGCAAGACCAGGGAUAGAUACAAGGAAAAUAGGUACCCAGAGAACACAGAGAGACUGGUGAUUCAUAACAAUUCAGGUCUGAAGGCUGAGGUCCAGUUCCACUUCCAGCAUGAUACCCAAGCAACCACAUAUCUGCUGGACCCCCCAGCCAUGACUCUCAACCCUAACCAGAAACAGGAGUUGACAGUGUGGGCCUACCCAACAAAACUUGGACAAAUGAAGGACAGUGUUGUUUGCAAUAUCAAGGACAAUCCAGAGCUUGUCAUCAUCAACCUCUCCUGCUGGGGCGUUCGGCCAGAGCUGGAGCUUGAAAGCAAGCAUUUGCACUUUGACAGGAUUUUGCUGCACAGGAGGGACACCCGUAGUGUGAUGCUGCAUAAUAAAACAGCUCUUCCGGUAUCCUGGAGACUGCAGGGUGUGGAGGAGUUGGGUGAUGAGUUCAGUGUGCCACAGGAUCAGGGCAUUAUCUCACCUAACUCCUCUUUCCCCCUGAGCUUGCACUUCAGAGCCAGGAAGCCACUCCACAUAAAGAAGAUCUUACGUUUGGAGGUAUCCGAUGUGGAGAAGAUUCUAGGAAUCGUACACACCGAAAACAUUCAGGUCACUGCUGAAGCCUAUGAUAUAGCUCUGGACAUCUCACCAGAUUGCACUCUGGACUUUGGAAUCAUCAAAGUCUUUGAAGAAGCCAAACUGUGUCUCAGAAUGAAAAACCAAGGAAAAUAUGAAAUAGCCUACAAGUUUACAGUUCAACAGAGCAACCCACCCCUGCCAAACUUAGACUCCAUUUUCACGGUGUCCCCCAAGAGUGGCACUCUAAUGCCACACGAGAAGCCCACAACAGUGCAGAUCCUCUGCAGAACCAAUACAGAAGUCUUAAUCAGAGAGGAAACUCUCUUGUCAUGCCAGGUGAUUGAACCCAACAUUGGAAAUGGAGGAGAAACCAUCGCCGUCUUAACCAUUAAGGUCUCGGUCAACUCCGUCUUCUCCAGGUAUAAGAUCACACCUGCAUGUGACAUCAACUUUGGUCCACUGGCCUAUGGCGCCAAGAAAAGACAGAUCUUCACUAUUGACAACAAUGGAAUCUUUGAAACCUAUUUCACCAUCUGCCGCACCAUUAUGGACCCUGCUCCAUUGGGACCAGGGUGUCCGGGCAAGAAGAUACCUCAAGAGGUCCAAUCAGUGAAGCCCACUGGUACCAGUAGCAAAGUGAGACACGAUUCCUUCCACAAAGACACAAGUAUUCCACAGAAUCAUCGCAUCACCAUGGGGGUCUUCUCAGUGUCUCCUUGCACAGGAAGCCUGCAGCCAGGAUCUCAGCAGGUGGUGACAGUGGAAUGUGUAGCUGAAGAGCUGGGCAACUGGAACCAGGGUUUGCUCAUUGACAUCAGUGACCGUGACCCCUCAGACCAGCCUAACGGUAUACCAUACGGACUUCUAGCUGAAGUCUGCAAGCCAGGCAUAGCAUCAGACAUGGCCUCCAUCUUUGAGGAACACCAUCUGUGUCACAACAGCAGUCAGCUCUCCUCGGAGCAGUUUUGCAAUGCUGAAGGCAUUUACGUCCAGGAUGAGAACAAAUUUAUUUUCAGCAAAGUCCUGGUCUGGCGAACCGCUCAAGCCCGCUUCAAACUCACCAACAACAGCAAGGUGCCCUGCGUGCUCAGCUUGGCCAUCAAAUAUGUUGGUGCUAAGACAUCCCGGAACAUGGAGGUUUUUGAUUUGUCUGCUACAACACUGAGCAUUCCUAGCCAGUCAUACUCGUUUGCUGUGGUCACAUUCACACCCCAGACGAUGCAGCUCUAUAGUGCUGUAUUUGAGGCCACAAUGGAGGGAAGCAGCAGAUCCAGAAUGACACCCACAUUAAAGUCUAAGGUGCUGGAGUUUGAGCUAAUAGGAGAGGGCACUCUGCCAAGUGUGUGUGUGGUGCGUCCAGCUCUAAAGAACAGGGGAGGAAGCCCAAUGCUGCAGUUCAGACGGGUAUUGGUAGGGCGCAGACACACCCUGACCUUGGUGCUGCUAAAUGAUGGAAAUGUUCCAGCUCAGGUCCAGAUUGACAUGCUGGAUAAACAUGGAGUUUUCAUCCUCAAAGCUGCUCCUGGCAACACUUGCAGCUCCAUCCACUCCACACAGCUUGAGGGCGCCACUGAUUCAGGGCAUCAGUGGGUACACAGAGCCAUCCUGAGACUGAAUGUGAACGAGCAAGUGGAGUUUGAGGUCAGUUUUUGCUCUGAUAAGCCUCUGACUGCCAAGGCCAAGAUGUCACUGCAGGUGGAGGACAACCAGUACAGCAAUACCAUAAUACAAGUGACUGGAGAAGCUUACCAGGAAAUCGUAUCUCUUGACAACAUCAGCAGGUCAUCGCAGGAAAUAGAUCAGGAAGAUGAUGAGGGAGGUAAUUAUGAGUUGCUGAAUUUUGGUGACUGCCAUGUAGAUUGUCCCUACCAAGAGAGUUUCACCAUGAUCAAUCACAGCAGCAGCCAGGUGGUGAAGUUUGAGUGGCCUCCUGCUGGAACCCAUGUGUACUUUUCACCACAGGUGGGACACCUUCAUGCUGGCUGUUCUAAGGAAGUUACUGUCACCUUUUGCUCCAAUCAGCCAGUGACUCUGACCAGAGUGCCAAUGAUAUGCAAGGUCUGUCAGGUGGAGUUCCAGCAGCCACUAGAGCAGGUGGCUGACUGGGACGACCGACAGAGGACGGUGCAGUGGCUGAGUCUUUCCACGCAGGCUUCAGGAGCACCACAGCAGCCUGGGAACAAUAAGGUGGUAAAGACAGAUCCUGAGCCCAGCUGCUCCGUGGUAGAGGGCUCCGAGUGGGACUUGGAAUUGCGUAUCAGUGCAGUUUGUGACUAUGUGAAGUUCAGCUGCAACACAGACACCAUACACUUCAAAGACACCAUGCUUUACCAAACCAGGCUCCACCAACUGCAGAUAGAGAAUCAUGGUGCUGUCAAGCUGGAAUUCUCCCUACAAGUCAUCAUGGAUCCUAGCAAGAACAUUGUCAACCAUGACCAAGGAGAUGGGACCCUUACCUCUCGACCAGGCAGCAGGUCAGGAGGAGUGUUAACUGGAGCCCGUCCUGCCAGCGCUCUGGCCAGCGUGAUGUCUCUUCUAAUGGGAAAUCCUGAGCUCCCGUCCUUCAGCAUUGAGCCCAGUAUAGGAGCCAUAGAGCCUGGUGCAAUGCAGAAUUUCAGCAUUCGCUUUUCACCAUUGGAGGUGGCCCAGUUUGAGGGCAGGCUAUUCUGCAGUAUCCCCAACUUGCAGGAUGGGGAUCAGGCUCCCUGUAUCUUGGUGUGUGGCCGCAGCCUGUUGCCCUACUGCCACUUUGACCUGGAUGACUCAGAUUAUAUCAGUAGGAUCCGCUCUAACCCUGAAUUCACAAGCCAUCUGGACCCCAACACCAGGGUCAUAGAAUUCAGUGCUGUUGGAUUUUCUGUGCCCUCGACAAGAUGUUUUAGUGUGUGGAACCCAACCAGUAAACCAUACUCAUUCAAGUGGAGGUGUGAAGACACAGGUGGCAGCCCAUUCUGCUGCCUCACCCCAUGUGGUACCAUCCAGCCUGGGAAGAAAGUGGAAGUGUGUUUUGAAUAUGCAGCUGAGCAGCUAGAUGCAGUGGAGUCAUUCUGGAGCUUUGUGAUUGAGACUCUGUCACUGUCUGUCCCCUUCCUGUGUGUGGGCACUACUAGAGAACCACUUGUGUAUCUUGACAGACCACACCUUGACUUUGGAGAACUCCUUGUUGGUCGCAAAGUGGAACAGACAGUCGAUCUGGUAAAUGGAGAGGAGGAGCCCUUCAACUUCUCUGUCAUGCAGUCAUCUCUUCUCUGUAAUGACCAGCAGUCCAGCCUCAUUUUACAGCCCACAACUGGCACAGUUUCACCCAAAAACAGGUUGCCAUUGUCAGUGUCCUUCACACCUUGCCUCGAUGGCUACAAGAGCUUCAGAUUGGUUCUGAGAGUAAAGAGGAAGUCAGAACCGCUUGCACUCACAGUUAAGGCCAAUUGUUUCACCAUGAGUGCUUCUGUUCAAGUUGAGAAGCCAGGUGGAGGCCUCAGAGAAAUCAACCCCAACCACCAAGAAACUCUGGACUUUGAAAAGGUGGAGAUUACAGAGCAAUCCACCUUUAAUUUCCUGGUGUCCAAUCUGGCAAGAUGCAGCCUGGAAGUGAACUUUGAACUAACAGGUCCCAGCAAGCUGCUGCAACACUUGGAAGCAAAACCACAGAAUGCUACUGUUGACUUUGGGAAGCAGCUGCAAUUGUCACUCCUCUUUUGUCCCCAGAACAUUUGUAACCUGCAGGAUGUCAGACUGAAUAUCAAGGUACAGCAUGGGGCCACAUUUACCUUUGCAAUUAAAGGCAGGGCUGUGGCACCUAGCAUUGAAUUCUCCUUCACCAAGUACAACUUUGGCAAGUGCUUCCUGUACUGUCCUGGCAUGGAGCCGGCCUCACAGACUCUAAUGAUCAGCAACAAAGGCGAAAAGGACAUCAGUGUCCAGUGCCAGUUCAGGAACACCUCUUACCUAGAGAUGGACUUCCAACCAGAUAUAUUGUCUCCUGGUGCUGUGAUGGAAGUACCAGUCAUCUUCUGUCCUCGUGACGCAUGCCGUUACCAUGAAAAACUCACCUUUAUCUUCAACAACUCGGUCAAGAAACAGGUGGACAUACUUGGGCAAGGCAUCGAGAGAAAGCUGGAGGUGGAAGAUCCCAGGCGGAGGAAAGUGAAACUGGGUUCUCUGAUGUUGGGUCAGAAGGUAAAAAAACAAGUGACUCUGGUCAACCGUAGCCCUUUAGACCUGUCCUUUACUCUGCUGCUUAACACCAACACACCGCUGGACCAAAAGGAUCUGUCAUUCAGACCAGCAGGUGAGCUGAACCUGAAAGCCAGUGGUGGCUCAUGUAAUGUUGAGAUCCAUUUUUCACCUCGUCAGCACAUGCCUCCCUUCACUGCUGAGCUGCAGGCGGAGUUUGCAGGCCUGCUACACCCCCUGCUGACCAUCCAAGGCUGCUGCCAGGGUGUGGAGGUCCAGCUGGACCAGGACUACUUAUCCUUUGGAGUUGUUGUCCAGCGCUGCCAGGCCAGGAAGAAGAUUGUUAUGAUGAACUCUGGGGAUAUUGGUGCCAGGUUCCAGUGGAAAACAGAGAAUUUUCCUCCAGAGUUGUCCAUCGCACCAACUAAAGGCUAUAUCUGUCCAGGCAUGGAGGUUCCCUUUGAAGUGACUUUUGCCCCUGUAGAACUGAGUAAUGACACAAGAUAUGAAAACCUGUCUUGUUGUGUGGAGGGCUCCUCCUCAUGUGUUACCCUCACCGUGACAGGCUCCUGCAUCGUAGCCUCCACCAGCAAAGAGGUAGUACAUUUUGUUUGCCCAGUACGUGGCUCUCACACCCAAACCCUGCCCGUGUGCAACCCCACAAAUGAGCAUUGCAGCAUUAGACCUGUCAUAGAAGGCGACCAGUGGAGCGCGGCACUAUCUGUGAGCCUUGAACCCCUCCAACACAAGACCUACGAGAUCACCUACCGACCACUGACCAUGACUGCUGAAGAAAAGAAACAUGUGGGAUCAGUCUUUUUCUCCUUCCCUGAUGGGACAGGCAUGCUGUACUCCCUACAGGGAACUGCUGAGCCUCCCAAAGCAGAGGACACCAUUGUGAACGAACUGCCUGCCAAGACUCACCACACACAGUUGCUCCCUGUGCACAACUGGCUCUCCAAGCAACAGCGGUUCCAUGUGCUGAUAGAGAUCCUGAAACCUGACAAGACAGAUGCUACAGUGUCCGUCAAGGGUCUAGAAUAUAUUGAUGUCCCUGCUUUGGCCAAGAGAGACUACAAGAUGUCUUUCUUUACAUACAGAGAGGGGCAGUACAACACCAAGGUGACGUUUCGUAAUGUGGUCUCCGAUGAAUACUUGUUCUACCUUGUUACCUUCAAAGCCACAUCCCCAGGAGCACUAACCACCAUAGAUAUGGUGACCGCUGUUCGCCGGAAGACCACAAGCACCGUAGAGGUGGAGAACCCCCUGACCACAGCUGCAUGCCUCACCAUUGAGUGUAAAUGCUCCGAAAUCAGUGUGCCACCUCAGCACACUGUGCCAGAACAGUCCAAGGGUUCUCUGAGCUUUGAGUACCAGCCCCUACAUGCAGGCGAGUCUACAGCCCGGUUGACUCUGUAUAGUAGUGAUUUGGGCCACUUCCACCACGAUCUCCUUCUCAAAGCUCUGCCCCCAGCACCAGAGAAAACCGUUUACUUCAGCACGUGUUUGGGCAGCAACCACUCCACUCUUGUCAAAUUCAUCAACUACUCCCACCUCAGAACCGAGUACUUAUGCAAGAUUGAUUGCCCAGAUUUCACUGUGGACAAGCGUGUCUGUGCUUCUCCGGGUUUCCAGGCAGGGUCAGAGGCCAGCGUGGAAGUUUGUUUUGAACCUCAUCAGCUAGGGGAAGUGAGAAGCCAGCUCAACCUGUUCUCAGCAGCCGGUGGUGAAUACAUCUUUCCCUUACAUGGGAUUUGCCUCUCUCCCAAAGCCCAGGGCCCGUUUAGCAUCAGGGCUGGUCGCAACAUCAGUAUCCCCUUCAAAAAUGUCUUCCUGCAGACCACCGCUUUCUCUUUUCAGGUGGACAACUCCUGUUUCACUGUAAAAGGGGUGGACUCCAUUAUCUCCAAAAAGACCCAAAACAUCCUGAUAUCCUUUGAGGUCCCUCCAGGAGGCUCUCCGGGGCCGUGGUUUGGCAAGCUGAUCAUCUCCAGCCAGCGCUCUGAGGGCCACAGAAAACCUUGUUCUUGGGUCUAUUACCUGAAGGGCUACCGCCCAGAGUCAUCUUAGGGAGAGAUAUGGUACACAGACACACACUUUUACAUACAUGCAAUUGGCUGUGUACACACAAAGGAACAUACUCUAGAUGCCAAAAUAAGAGUAGACAAAUUAUUUAAUGCCUGAUCUCCAUGUUAAUACUAAAAUAAAAGCCAUAUAGGCAUACAUUGCCCUGUGUGUAUUUAUUAAUGUGGUUUCAUUAAAAAUUUAAUUUUUUACAAAUGUGUUCAUAAAUAUUUUGAUAAAGUGAAUAAAUCCUGCAGAGAAAAUCUU
Dicentrarchus labrax (European seabass) is the source of this 15262-nucleotide messenger RNA. RefSeq names its product HYDIN axonemal central pair apparatus protein (gene hydin). Gene Ontology annotation, cellular component: axoneme. The record is from RefSeq and is a predicted model, not a curated record. NCBI's taxonomy places the organism in Eukaryota, Metazoa, Chordata, Actinopteri, Moronidae. Gene Ontology annotation, biological process: cilium movement; axonemal central apparatus assembly.